Molecule: messenger RNA, 4570 nt
Organism: Monodelphis domestica (gray short-tailed opossum)
Lineage: Eukaryota; Metazoa; Chordata; Mammalia; Didelphimorphia; Didelphidae
Gene: BRD8
Product: bromodomain containing 8
Cellular component (GO): NuA4 histone acetyltransferase complex
Molecular function (GO): protein binding
Source: RefSeq, a predicted model, not a curated record
AAGCCAUCUGGUUGUGUGUCGACUCAGGGAACUACACUCCAUUUCCCAGAGUCCCUCGGGGCGCAGCCCGAUAAGGACCUGCCCCUUCCAGGGUCGGGGAAGAGUCGGGGCCAAGAUGGCGACAGGGACUGGGAAACACAAGCUACUGAGUACUGGCCCCACAGAGCCUUGGUCUAUUCGAGAGAAGUUGUGUCUGGCCUCCUCCGUCAUGAGAAGUGGAGAUCAAAACUGGGUGUCAGUUAGCAGAGCAAUCAAGCCCUUUGCUGAACCUGGCCGACCUCCUGACUGGUUCUCUCAGAAACAUUGUGCUUCCCAGUACUCGGAACUUCUAGAGACCACUGAGACCCCAAAGCGGAAACGUGGUGAAAAGGGGGAAGUGGUAGAAACAGUAGAAGAUGUUAUUGUUCGGAAACUGACUGCUGAAAGAGUUGAGGAGCUGAAAAAAGUAAUUAAGGAGACACAGGAAAAAUACAGACAACUGAAGAAAGAUGCAGAACUUAUCCAAGCUGGACACAUGGACAACCGACUUGAUGAACUGUUCAAUGACAUUGCAAUGAAAAAGAAAUUGGAGGAAGAAGAGGCUGAAGUGAAGAGGAAAGCUACAGAUGCUGCAUAUCAGGCCCGACAGGCAGUGAAAACGCCUCCUCGGAGGUUACCAAGUGUGAUGGUUCGAUCCCCUGCGGGCUCUACUUCUCCAGGAGGUGACUAUCCACUGGGUGACUUGGCUUCAUCAGCUAUAGAAGAGGCCAGUCCUGGAGUAACCCCUGGGACACUGCCGAGUACCUCAGUUACUUCAUUUCCUGGAAUUCCUGAUACCCCUCCUCCAGGCUCUGCACCUUUAGAAGCCCCCAUGACCCCAGUCACAGAUGAUUCACCCCAGAAAAAGAUGCUUGGACAGAAAGCAACUCCACCCCCCUCCCCUCUGCUGUCAGAGCUCUUGAAGAAGGGCAGCCUUCUGCCUACCAGCCCCAGACUGGUCAGUGAGAGUGAGAUGACUGUGGCUUCUGGCCACCUGAACAGUGCUGGUGUUCUCCUAGAGGUAGGCGGGGUCCUUCCUAUGUUGCCUGGAGGGGAAAUGCAGUCAACACCUAGCACUGUUGCAGCUUCUCCUGCUGCCUCAGGUGCUCCUACUCUUUCCCGGCUUCUAGAAGCUGGGCCUACACAGUUCACCACAACUCUCACUUCCUUCUCUGCUGUUGCCAGUGAGUCUCCAGCUAAACUUCUACCACCCCCUGUAGAGUCUGUACCCCAGGCUACCAUUGUCAUGAUGCCUGCCCUGCCAGCACCAUCCUCUGCUACAGCUGCCGCCACAUCAGAAAGUGUAGUUCCAGUAAGUCAGCCUGACACUCGUGUACCUAUGGAGACUGUGGGUGAUCAGCACACUGUGACUGUUUCCAUGGACAGCAGUGAAAUUUCCAUGAUCAUCAAUUCUAUCAAAGAAGAAUGUUUCCGAUCUGGGGCAGCUGAGGCCUCUGGAGGAUCAAAAGCCCCUAGCAUUGAUGGGAAAGAAGAUUUGGACCUGGCAGAAAAGAUGGACAUUGCUGUAUCUUACACAGGGGAAGAGCUGGACUUUGAGACUGUGGGAGAUAUCAUUGCCAUCAUUGAGGAUAAGGUGGAUGACCAUCCAGAAGUCCUGGAUGUGGCAGCUGUGGAAGCCGCUCUGUCUUUCUGUGAAGAAAAUGAUGAUCCCCAGUCCUUGCCUGGCCCUUGGGAACAUCCUCUCCAGCCGGAGCAGGAGAAGCCAAUUCCUCCUCCCUCAGCAGACAUGACAGUCAAGCAAGAGAGGCUUGACUUUGAGGAAUCGGAGACCAAGGGAAUCCAUGAUCUGGUGGAUAUUGUGGAACCAAGUGCUGAGAUCAAGAUUGAACCAUCAGAACCAGAACCCAGUCAUCCAGGCCCUGAGGCACCUCUGGGAGUUGUUGUAACAGCAAAUGCAGAGCCACCUGAGCUUAGAAGUCAAGAUGUAGAAGAGGAACCCAGAGGUGCUACUGUUGCUGUUGUUGCUGCAGCCGCCGCCGCCGCCGCCGCCGCCGCUGCCGCUGCUGCCGCUGCUGCAGAGAUUCCUGAAGUAGAGACCUUGAUUGGAAAAGUUGAUGAGACAGCACAUCCCAUAGUAAAGAGAGAGGCUUCUCCUGAAAGCAUGAUAUCUCUUCCACAUGGUCAAAAUCCCAGUGAAGAUCUUUCAGAGACAGAUAACCAGCACAAGUUUGAGAUGUCAGAUUCUAUGAAAGAAGAAUCAGGACCUAUUUUUGGAAGCCAGAUGAAGGAUACACCUGGUGAGGAUGAAGAUGACGAUGGGGCCAGUGAAGCAGCCAGCCUAGAGGAACCCAAGGAGGAAGACCAGGGAGAGGGUUAUCUGUCUGAAAUGGAUAAUGAACCUCCAGUGAGCGAGAGUGAUGAUGGAUUUAGUAUUCACAAUGCUACUCUCCAGUCCCACACUUUAGCAGACUCCAUCCCCAGUAGUCCUGCAUCUUCACAAUUUUCUGUUUGCAGUGAGGAUCAGGAAGCAAUUCAGGCUCAGAAGAUAUGGAAGAAAGCCAUCAUGCUGGUAUGGAGAGCUGCAGCCAAUCACAGGUAUGCCAAUGUCUUCUUGCAACCUGUCACAGAUGACAUAGCACCUGGCUACCAUAGCAUUGUACAGAGGCCUAUGGAUUUGUCAACCAUUAAAAAGAACAUUGAGAAUGGACUAAUAAGGACAACAGCUGAAUUCCAGAGAGAUAUCAUGCUGAUGUUUCAGAAUGCUGUAAUGUACAAUAGCUCUGACCAUGAUGUCUACCAUAUGGCUGUGGAGAUGCAGAGGGAUGUUCUGGAACAAAUCCAGCAAUUCUUGGCCACACAGCUGAUCAUGCAGACAUCUGAGUCUGGAAUCAGUGCCAAAAGCCUUCGAGGGAGGGAUUCUACUCGCAAACAGGAUGCUUCAGAAAAGGACAGUGUCCCCAUGGGCUCUCCUGCCUUCCUUCUCUCUCUCUUUAUGGGGCAUGACUGGGUUUGGUUGGAUUCUGAACAAGAUUAUCCUAAUGAUUCUGAGCUGAGCAACGACUACAGGUCCCUCUUCAGCUCAUGGGACUCCAGUCUGGAUCUUGAAGUGGGCAGCUGGAGGGAAACGGAAGAGCCAGGAGCAGAGGAGCUAGAGGAGAGCAACUUAGGCAGAGAGUCCAGUGACCCCCUUAUGGGGGAUGGAGGCAGUGAGGAGUCCCAGGAAGAGACAGAACAAUUCAACCACCAGAAUCUCCUUCAUUUCCUCUCUGAGGUAGCCUACUUGAUGGAGCCACUGUGCAUCAGCAGCAAGGGAACAAGUGAGGGCUGCAGGUCUCAGCCUGGCUCUAGGAAGCAAGAAGGAAGGGAAACUCCAGAUGUUGAGGGAGAGGCAGGGGAGCCAUGCAGGGAGAUCGAGAAGUUUCCAGCCAAGGGAAACGGCUCAGUAGCACAGAAGGAGCUGGAGGGAAAAAAUGAGAGGCCAGAGAUGGCCCCAAUUUCCCCAGAUAUAUGUGAAGUUCAGGGGCCACCCCCAGAGAGCGAAGAGGGGGGUACAAAGGAGGAACCCAAAGAAGAAAAAGGUGAAGGAUAUGUCUCUGAGGAGGAGAGCAGACCGCCUUUGGGUGAGUGUGAUGAUGGCCCCAACAUUAAGGAGACUCCAUUGGUGGAUUUAAUUUUCAGCAAUGCCUCUUCCUCCAAGAUGACUGAUCCAAACCAAGGUGAUCCUGUCAAAGAACAGCUGCUCUUCAAGAAAACCCUCCUUCCAGUCUGGAAAAUGAUUGCCAGUCACAGGUUCAGCAGUCCAUUUCUGAAACCUGUGUCAGAUAGGCAAGCUCCGGGGUACAAGGAUGUGGUGAAAAGACCCAUGGACUUAACCAGUCUGAAGAGGAGCCUCUCUAAGGGACGCAUCCGAAGCAUGGCCCAGUUCCAGCGUGACUUGAUGUUGAUGUUCCAGAAUGCUGUAAUGUACAAUGACUCUGACCACCAUAUUUACCACAUGGCUAUAGAGAUGCAAAAAGAGGUCCUAGAGCAGAUCCAGAUCUUGCAGGUUGCCUGGAGCAAUUUCCCAAGCCACAAGUCAACAGCCACUGGGAGGAGAAACUGCAGCAAAACUUCUAAACAAGAAGCUAUAGCCAUUGAAUAUUUUCAGGCAGCUGCUUUUGCUCAUAUAAAUUUGACAUCAUUCCAUCUUUGCCCAUUCCCAAGGUGCUAAGUAUUUGGUUAGACAGAAGAAGAGAUUUGAGUGAUGUGGACUGAUUCCCCAGGGGAAGACGGAGAGCCCCUUGGGCUUCCCAGCCCAGGCAGACAGCCUGACCUUGACCUCUGACCUCACCUCUGACCGGGCCGAGGCUGUUCUGGGGUCAAGGCUCUCCGCUUGGCCCUGCUAUGGACCCUAUCACAGAGGUUGUUCGAGUUGCCGAGUUAUCCUUUGUUAGUAAGAGAGGCCUUAAAUCACCCAAGAGAAGAAGCCCGGGCUGCUUUAGUCACGGAACCGAAGCAGGCGGGUCUGCGGCUUGUGCCUCCGCCCAGAGGCCGCCUGCUUCCACCGGGCUCCCUGUAAGACAGACCUUAGAAUAAACAUUGUUUUACCAAA